AUGCCUUCUAAACGACACGCGGCCUCAACUACCUCCGCACCCUCGCCCUCUACAACCGCAACUCUCUCCUCUGGCCCUUCAACUCUGAAGACCAAUGCCUCCGUGACCGAUAUCGGAUGCCAUGUUUGGGAACAAUACAUUGCCACAACAUCGCAACGGACAAAACUUCUGGAUGCUUUCAUGGCCUUCCUAGUUCUCGUCGGUGGGAUCCAGUUCGUUUACUGCGUGCUGGCUGGCAACUACCCCUUCAAUGCGUUCUUGAGUGGCUUCAGCGCUGCCGUCGGCCAAUUCGUGCUCACUGCCAGUCUUCGCAUGCAAACCAGCGAUAGCGGUUCCGGAUCAUUGAGCAAGCCCAGCUCCAAGGGAAAGAAUGCACGGUUUGCCGACGAAGAGAAAGAGGAAGAAGUAACCGGGAUUUCGCACGAAAGAGCUUUUGCGGAUUACAUCUUUGGCAGCCUGAUUCUUCACUUCUUCUGCAUCAACUUCAUUAACUAA
Molecule: messenger RNA, 495 nt
Organism: Penicillium macrosclerotiorum
Lineage: Eukaryota; Fungi; Ascomycota; Eurotiomycetes; Eurotiales; Aspergillaceae
Product: putative oligosaccharyl transferase subunit Dad1
Exons: 3
Coding region: 1-495 (164 amino acids)
Biological process (GO): protein N-linked glycosylation
Cellular component (GO): membrane; oligosaccharyltransferase complex
Source: RefSeq, a predicted model, not a curated record